Choloepus didactylus (southern two-toed sloth) is the source of this 839-nucleotide messenger RNA. It is a transcript of the gene POLR2G, whose product is annotated as RNA polymerase II subunit G. Gene Ontology annotation, cellular component: RNA polymerase II, core complex; P-body. Gene Ontology annotation, molecular function: translation initiation factor binding; single-stranded DNA binding; single-stranded RNA binding. Gene Ontology annotation, biological process: DNA-templated transcription; positive regulation of translational initiation; transcription initiation at RNA polymerase II promoter. The record is from RefSeq and is a predicted model, not a curated record. Lineage: Eukaryota; Metazoa; Chordata; Mammalia; Pilosa; Megalonychidae. The transcript is spliced from 8 exons. The coding region runs from base 113 to 631 and encodes 172 amino acids.
CUUCGCCGCCGCCGGCCGGAAGCGGGGUUGGAACGGCUCCGUGUGUUUCCGGCGGGAGCAGAGGGGUCGCUGUCUCCUUCGGUGAGGUUCCGGUCAGUCCUCGUCCGGGAAGAUGUUCUACCACAUCUCCUUGGAGCAUGAGAUCCUGCUGCACCCGCGCUACUUCGGCCCCAAUCUGCUCAACACGGUGAAGCAGAAGCUCUUCACCGAGGUGGAGGGGACUUGCACGGGGAAGUAUGGCUUUGUAAUUGCCGUGACUACUAUUGACAAUAUCGGGGCUGGUGUGAUCCAGCCAGGCCGAGGCUUUGUCCUUUACCCAGUUAAGUACAAGGCCAUUGUUUUCCGGCCCUUUAAAGGGGAAGUCGUCGAUGCCGUUGUCACGCAGGUCAACAAGGUUGGACUCUUCACAGAAAUUGGGCCCAUGUCCUGCUUCAUCUCUCGACAUUCCAUCCCAUCAGAGAUGGAGUUUGAUCCUAACUCCAACCCACCAUGUUAUAAGACAAUGGAUGAGGACAUUGUGAUCCAGCAGGAUGAUGAGAUCCGCCUAAAGAUUGUGGGGACCCGUGUGGACAAGAAUGACAUUUUUGCUAUUGGCUCCUUGAUGGACGAUUACCUGGGGCUCGUCAGCUGAGCAUGGGGACUUCCUACGUUAUUGGUUCUGAUCUAGGAUGUGUGACUGUCACACUUCCUGUAUUGUCCAGAAGCCUAGUCUGGCUGCUGUGUGAGGGACAGAGGGGGUUCCUUGUCCCCAGAAGACAUCUGGCUCUUCUUCUGGCUUAGCUGCCACCCUCAGAAUUCUGACUGUGUGUUCUAACCAUAAACGGUCUUCGGUUCUCACA